GAAGCUGUCUCUACAUAUUAAUAACCCUCUCUAGAGAAAAGAAAAGCAUAGAAAAAAUGGCAAGCUUAGCCAUGACAAUCACUCUUCCCAAGGUUCGCCAAGCUGGUUCAGUAGUUGUAAGGAACCGAUGGAACUCUAGGGUUUUUGUCCACUGUACACCAAGAUAUUGUCAGACGAGUGCACGCGAUGAGGGUUCAGAUGCAGCUGACAAGGCGGUCGAGGCUGUGAAACAAGGUGUAAAUGCAACCGUGCAGGGUGGCCAAGAACUAAAAGACAAGGCAGCUUCUACUGCUGAGGAUAUGACCCAGAAAACCAAAGAGGUUGCUGGAAAGGUGUCAGAGACGGUCCAGGAUAUCACCGAGAAAGCAAAACAAACAGUUCAAGGCGCAUGGGGAUCGGUUAAGGAGACGGUGGCAGGGAAGACUGAGGAAGCCAAGGAAUGUGUCAAAGAUAAUGCGGAGACUGUGAAGCGUAAUAUGAACACCAAGAAUUGAUUUCUUUCUCUUUUAUAUAUAUGCCAUAAUUCAUGCAUGAACAUUUUCUGGGAAAAGAAAAUGUGGUGCUUUGUUUCUUUCUGUUUUUCUGAGUAGUGAUUUGCCGCGCAGAGGCGUUUUAUUUUGAGCUAAUCAGAUAUGUAAGGCUUGUACAAGGAGAAAUAAUCUUUGUUCUCAUGUCUCAAUAAAUUCCCUUGCAGGUCAUGUUAAUUAA
Vitis vinifera (wine grape) is the source of this 708-nucleotide messenger RNA. RefSeq lists its product as uncharacterized. The record is from RefSeq and is a predicted model, not a curated record. The transcript is spliced from 3 exons. NCBI's taxonomy places the organism in Eukaryota, Viridiplantae, Streptophyta, Magnoliopsida, Vitales, Vitaceae. Bases 57 to 494 code for a protein of 145 amino acids.